Messenger RNA from Penicillium alfredii, 1245 nucleotides. RefSeq names its product mRNA guanylyltransferase. Gene Ontology annotation, biological process: 7-methylguanosine mRNA capping. The transcript has a single exon. Bases 1 to 1245 code for a protein of 414 amino acids. NCBI's taxonomy places the organism in Eukaryota, Fungi, Ascomycota, Eurotiomycetes, Eurotiales, Aspergillaceae. The record is from RefSeq and is a predicted model, not a curated record. Gene Ontology annotation, molecular function: mRNA guanylyltransferase activity; ATP binding. Gene Ontology annotation, cellular component: mRNA capping enzyme complex.
AUGAGCCACUCCGUUCCCGAUCUAGAUGUGAUAGGCAUCAAAGCCGAGCCCGAACUGGCAGAUCAAUUCCGGCGCGAAGUCGCCCACCUCCUCGGGCGCAACAACCUCAACUUCCCCGGCGCGCAACCAGUCAGCUUCUCGUCGCGACACCUGACGGAAUUGCAAUGUGAGGACUAUUAUGUCUGCGAGAAAACCGACGGCAUCCGGUGUCUGAUGUACUUUGCGCGCGGGGAUCCCGACUCCGACAUGCCCGAGAUUCACUACCUGAUCGACCGCAAGAACGAGUACCGCUAUGUGCCCGGCUUGCACUUCCCGCUCCCGGACGACGACUCCUUUCAGUCGUUCCAUGUCGACACGCUAGUGGACGGCGAGCUAGUCAACGAUACCUACGAGGACGGGACGCAGCAGCUCAAAUACCUGGUUUUUGAUUGCUUAGUGCUGGACGGACAGUCUCUAAUGCACCGCACGCUGGACAAGCGACUCGCAUAUUUCAAGGAAAAAGUGCUCAAGCCUUAUAACGCACUAUACCGCAAGUUUCCGGAGGAGAAACAACACCGCGUCUUCGCCGUCGAGGACAAGUCCACGCAGUUCAGCUACGGCAUCGAGAUGAUGUUCCGCGAGAUCAUCCCAAAAGUCAAGCGCAUCCACGGCAACGACGGCCUCAUCUUCACCUGCCGCAGCACUCCCUACCGCAUCGGCACCGACGAGCACAUCCUCAAGUGGAAGCCGCCCGCCGAGAACACCGUCGACUUCCGCAUGCGCCUCGAGUUCCCACUGCUCGAGCCCGACUCCGAAGACGAGGCCGACGGCAUCCGCGACCCCUACCCAGAUUACGACGCCAUCCCCAUCUGCCACCUGUUCGUCAUGCUCAGCGCCGGCGAGUACCGCCAUUUCGGUGAGAUGUUUGUGCCCCCGGCCGACUGGGACGCUCUCAAGGCUCUUUAUGUACCCCUCGACGACUCCAUCGUCGAGUGUUUCAAGGAUGAGAACGCCCGCUGGCGCUUCCAUCGUCUGCGUGAUGAUAAAAUGGAUGCCAACCAUGUCUCUACUGUCGAAAAGGUUCUUGAGAGUAUCAACGACCGUGUCACUGAAGACGAUCUCAUCCGCCUUGCGCCUGCUAUCAAGACUGCUUGGAAAAAACGCCAGGCUGGUAUGGUCUCUGAGGAUGAGGAUCGGAGACGCAGAGCCCGCGCCAUGCCUCCCUCCGCCAAUGGGAAUGGUAUCAAGCGGAAAUUCGAGGAAUGA